AUGAUGACCAUCCGAUUCCUCAACAAGCACUUCUUCCCUCCAGUCUCAGCCCCAUUGAAACGCACUGUCACUCACUCACCAAUAAUGGGCACCCCACGCAUCAUCAACGCCAUCAAGCAAGACCACCGCGACAUUGAGUCGUACUACGACCGCAUCAUCAAGUCUACCGAUAAGACCGAGCAGACUCAGUACCAGAAUCUAUUCACUUGGGAGCUUGCCAGACACGCCAUCGGCGAGGAGCUGGUUGUUUAUCCGGCGUUCGAGAAACAUAUCAAAGGCGGCGCUGCCCUCGCAGAUAAGGACCGAAAGGAACAUCAACCCAUAAAAGAACAACUUAAAAAGUUCCAAAACCUCAAACCCACCGACCCCACCUUCCUCCCCACAAUCCAAUCCCUCAUGAAAGACCUCUCACAACACAUUCAUGAAGAAGAAACGUCCGACCUCCCGCAACUCGAAGAGGCGCUCUCAGAUGAAGACAGCCGCAGUCUGAGCAAGACAUUCGGGCGAACAAAGAUGUUUGUGCCGUCGCGUAGCCAUCCGAGUGCGCCGAGUAAGCCCCCGUUUGAGACAGCGGUGGGGCUUAUGACGGCGCCGAUUGAUCAUUUGGCGGAUAUGUUUCGGCAGUGGCCGGAUACGGCGGCGAUGCCGAACCCUAGUACUAAGUGA
Molecule: messenger RNA, 666 nt
Organism: Aspergillus chevalieri
Lineage: Eukaryota; Fungi; Ascomycota; Eurotiomycetes; Eurotiales; Aspergillaceae
Product: hemerythrin domain-containing protein
Exons: 2
Coding region: 1-666 (221 amino acids)
Source: RefSeq, a predicted model, not a curated record